GUCUCAUCUUACAAACAUUGGAUUCCAAGGGUUUGAGUUACAAUCAUAAGCUCCAAUCUUGGGUUGAAGCUGCCUCUGAUAGCUUGGGAGCCUUCAAUUGACAAUCGGAGGUCGUGAUUUGGUAGGGCAACAGCAAUACUGUAGCAUCAACCGAGUAUCCGCCAUAUCAUUAUUAUAUGGUCCCGAGCCCUUCCCAGCCCUGUGGCCUGAUGAGAUUAUCGUGAAGAUUGCGCUGAACGGUCCUAGCAAACCCGGUCUUAAGUCGUUGCGCUAAGACGCUCAAGCCACCCGGGACAGCCAAAUACAGAUGACGCCUCGUGUUGUCGGCCUCUAGGCGCCGUGAUCUUCUGCCCACCCUUCUCUCCACAUCGAAAUUCCCCAUUCCCCAUGGAAGUUCAAUAUCUGUGAAUACCUUUUUCAUAGCAUCGGUCGUUUUAUUGCCAACCAACAGUCCACACGGUCCUUCGUCGCGAAAGCACAGUACGGUAUUGUCUUUAAUCAUAUAUCCUUUUUCUCAACGCCCUCAAUCGGAGUAGGUAGUUUCAAUUGCCAGUGAUUGAAGGUCCUCUCUCUAUUCUUUCCGAGAGACAUCCAAGUCGAGAGGGUUGCGAUAUAGUCUCUCGCUAUGGAUGGCAUCGGAGGACAGAAAGAACCGCGCGAGCGCUCUUUUCCCCGUGCGCCAUCUCGAGCUAGUACAAUUGGUACUUUGAACACUCAAAUGACGCCGAACAGUGCGAGCAGCUCUUCGUCUCGCUUACGGGAGGUAACGCAUAUGAAUGAACCCACAACUCACAAUUAUCAACACAAUGAUUCUGGUAGGGGCAUAGCACCUGCUCGGCCAAUGUCGCGAAUAUCGCGAGAACCUGGUGACGAGCUACGCGACCCGACGACAUCUACCCCAACCUCGAGCCUUCUACAGGAGAGAUUACAACGAGAGAGAAGUGAAAGGCAGGCGACCAGACUCGGAGGCGACUUGAGUGCCUCUACCGGUGAUAUUCGAGGCAGGGAUGUGCAGUACUCACCCGUGAAAAGGAGUGCUACUGCCAUGGGACGACAAAGCUUGAUUGGUGGCGAUGAUAUUGCCAAAGACGGCGCCGGGAUGGGAGCCAGACAGAUGGAAAAGGUAGGAGAUGUCCAUGACAAUACGCGCUCUCCUAAGAAGUUCCGUACCCCGGCUGACUUAGACGAGAAGACCCUGGAGACACUACACAAGCAGAAUUUCGACUUAAAACUCGAGUUAUUCCAUAGACGUGAAAAAGGUCUUUCUUUAGAGGUCAGAAACCGCGAACUUGAGUCCCAGCAUAGCGACAUGCUGAAGCUCCAAGAUGACAUGAUCAGAGAGAUGGGUCAGAAAGACAAAGCUCUUGAGGAGGCUGUCUCUCUAAUAGUGGGAUUGGAAGCACGAAUCGAAGAUUUGGUUCGGGAGAGAGACAUGGUCCGACUAGUUGAAGCAGAUGGCGCAUACCGUCACUCACCCUCCGGUAAACCCGCCCCCCAACCUACAACUAUCGUUACGCCGAAAGUAAAGAGUAUCUUUGUUCCACGUUCAACCGACGAUACCCCCCCAAAGACGCUGGGACGUAUGCCUAGCUUCCUUUCAGAACGUAGCCACCAUACCGAGAACCUACGAAAUGUAGUUCUAAAAGGACGAGGCAGCAUAAUGCAUAUGCGCAAGGUUUCCGAGUCGUCGACUGCUGACCCUAGCGAUAUUAACCGUAUCGCCAGUCCCAGCUUAAGCGUACUCAGUGAAAGUUCGUUUGUCAGCAUAUACGGUAUCAAGGAUGGGAGAGAUAAGGCGGAGUUGCAGCCACCGGCUGAUGUAAUAAGCAUGGAUAGGAGCUACGCUGAUCGUUCGUUCACGACAACAAAGACGAAGAGGGAGAGUUUGACCGGUGGUGCCAGGCUCUCGGGUCCUGCGUUCUCUAUCAACAACAUCAUCGAUACGAACUCGCCUUUACAGAAACUCGAGCGACUUGAAGGACGCAUGGCAACUGAUGAUCUCACUGGGCAGCCCGUAACUAACCGUGGUCGUGACACGACCACUCCAAACCCUAGGUCUACGCAUCCACCGCCCCAAGCCAAAAAAACCAAGCAAGAGAAGCGCGAGGCUCUGCAAAGAGUUCUGACGAAUUAUCCGCAACACAGGGAUUUUUCCAACCCACAGGCUUUCCCUCCCACCCCUGACACGGUAUCAUCGUCCACGCUUCGAAAGCAGCAGAACCUGAGCAGUUCUCAAGACAGUCUCAUGAAGCAAGGAGGAACUGUUUCGGGUGAUGAUCUAGCGCCGAGAGAGCCUGCCUACACAGCGUCCUCAACCCAGCAAGCACCCAAUGCAAGCUUCUCUAAGCAUAGGCCGUUACCCUUGACGGGCUUUAAGCAGGACCCGUUUUCUGAUCUUGCGCAGCUGGCGCAUUCUCUUCCGCCACGUCCACAUUCAGCAGCUGAGACAACGAGCACUCGUAACAGGGCAAACAGUCUAAGAUCUGACUCAGACUCGGAUGGUGGAGCAGACGCCCGCUCAGAGUUAGAGAAUGAUAACUUUGACUAUUGGAUGCGUGAGAGUAUGAAGCCCAAUGAAUACCAGACGAAUGUACCACAACAGGCUGGGGGUGCUCCUCCUGCGUCUCCGGAUCUUUUUUCCUUUCCAGUUGACUCCCAAGGCUGGGAAGCGGACGCGAUGUUUGGUGCGCUGAAAGGCCAUGGCUACCUCGGCUCACCGGUGCCAGCUCUAAAGCGGGACCCCAUCGACGAGAUUACGAGCUCGUUGCAAAUGCAACAAGCAGAAGUACUGGAUGCUGCCAUGAAUGGUUCCGCACCCCCCACCCCUGAUCGAAGAUCAAGUUUGCAUGCACGUACCGGUAGUACGAAUACGAUGCAUAGGUUUGGCAGCAAGCUUUGGAAGAGUCCGGUAAAAGGACCAGUUGCGGAUACCUGGGCACACGAGAGAGCUAGAAGCAACAGUGUAGACACUACAGCCCAGGGAUCUGCCUUGAGAAUGCCACCUCGACAAUCGGAAGCAACGGCGAUGGGAAAACGUAGCCACUACCCACCCAUCUCUGGACAGGCGUCUAAGGGGCGCAGUCUAGGUCUGAAUACGUUCUUUAAGAGGUCCGGCUCAGAAAGCUUCAGUGUCCCUUCCAGUGCCACUGAGGGUACUUUUCCCAUCCCUACGCCGGCCCAGUUACAAUCCUUACCUCAGUCGCUGAGCUACGCACAAGGCUCAGGAAGAAGUACUGUCCCGCCUCCAGCAACCAUGUCGUGGUGGCACCCACCGCCAGGUGUCCAAGAGGACGAGCUUAGCAGCGCGACACCUCCCCCCAUCAUGCGAUCCCGUGGUCAUUCAUUAGUCUCGAGCACUGGAGGCAUGCAAUCAACGGGCCCGACCACACCGCAGCAUUACGGCGGUGCGAUGCCACCCCCAAGCACGCCGACGACGGUAGUACCCGUACACGGCGGACAGGUGGGCACAACUCCUAAUGGAGGACAGAGUGCGGGUAAGAAGAAGUGGUUGAAUCUUGGUAGAAUGGGGAAUUUGAAGAAUAGGAUGGGCUGAGUAUGCCUAUCGUCUACAACUUGUACAAUACGUACGUGGGGUCUGCGGCGGUGGAGAAAAACACCAAUGGACCAAGAUGGGCUGAGGAAUUCCAUCAGC
Hypoxylon fragiforme is the source of this 3652-nucleotide messenger RNA. RefSeq lists its product as uncharacterized. The coding region runs from base 626 to 3553 and encodes 975 amino acids. The transcript has a single exon. NCBI's taxonomy places the organism in Eukaryota, Fungi, Ascomycota, Sordariomycetes, Xylariales, Hypoxylaceae. The record is from RefSeq and is a predicted model, not a curated record.